ACUGUCACACUUGUCCUAAAUACACAUGAUUGUACGCUAAAAAUGAAAUCCUAAAAUAGUAUUGUUAUUAAGUGUAAUAUUGAUAAAUGGGAUCCAUUUAAACAUAUAUAUUAACAGCACAGUUCUAUUGACCUAUAAUAUUGGUCAGUUAGCGACAUGACGAGUCGACGAAAAGAUUACAUAUUUGAGCCAUUUAAGGUUACAGAAGUUAAAUAUCGGGGUUUUGAAAGUCCUAGACCUCGCAGUGGGCAUAGAAUUGCAUGUGAUGAUGCAAAUAUUUAUUGUUUUGGUGGUUACAAUCCUUCGUUACCCCUGACUAACAUUCAAUUGGAUAAUCCUACUUGGACGCCGGCGCGGCCACUAUUUAAGGAGUUGUGGAGUUUUUCUAUAGCUAGUCGGAAAUGGAAACAGCACAGAGUAAUCGAAAACAUGCCGGAAGAAUUAGCUUCCAACGCGAUGUGCAUGAAUGGCCGCUAUCUAAUGAUAUUUGGAGGGACAGGUGCACCCUUUGGCAACAGAUGUAGCAAUGAUGUUAUUGUAUGGCGCACAUGUAACGAAGAUGCUAGGCUGCAAGUCUUAGAAGUGUCUGGGCCCAGACCACCAGGCCAGUAUGGCCAAGCAAUAUUGUGUCAUGAAGGAAGUUUCUAUACAGUUGGUGGAACUAAUGGAUUUGCAUAUAACUGUGAUAUUUAUAGAUUAGACCUACGAACAUUGACAUGGGAACCAGUGUUUGUUGGUACAGGACAAGAAGGCGAGCCUCUAGGCAGAUACAGACAUGAAAUAUCCCGUGUUGGUAAUAAACUGUACAUCAUAGGAGGUGGAACUGGAGAAUGGGCAUUUGAACUUAUGGAAAUACCCAUGUUUGAUUUUGAAAAGAAUACUUGGUCAAUAUUGACUCCAAAGGCUGAUGACAGUUCCAAAGACACUAUUACUCCAUUACCUAGGAAGUGCCAUAGUGCAGUGCAAAUUGAUACUCCAAAUGGCGUUCAAGUGUUUGUGGCAGGCGGUUCAGACGGACAAUCAGUGUUUGAAGAUAUUUGGAGGUUAAGUAUCUCUGACCUUCAGUGGACUCUGAUGCAAAAGACAGUGUUACCACAUCCAUUAUACUUUCAUUCAUCAACAGUCACUUCUUAUGGUUGUAUGUAUGUGUUUGGUGGUAUAGAGCCCAAGGAAGACGCAACUAGUAGAAAUAAUAUUCUUUAUAAGGUGUGGUUAUGUGUACCUAAAUUAAGUGAAAUUUGCUGGGAAGCACUAUUGCAUUUUCAUCCUAACCUGGAUCAGGUAGAUGGCAGAUCAUUGUUGAACAUUGGGGUUCCAGGUCACUUUGUACAAAGGUUACAUAUCCAGUGAUAAUGUUUUUUUGCUGUGAGCAAUGUUGUGUUCCAUUUAUAUAUUUGUUCAAUUGUCCACCUGAACAUUUAAUGACAAAUAUAAAUUAAUCAUUUGUAUUAUAACUUUAA
Trichoplusia ni (cabbage looper) is the source of this 1460-nucleotide messenger RNA. RefSeq names its product kelch domain-containing protein 10 homolog (gene slim). Bases 157 to 1350 code for a protein of 397 amino acids. Gene Ontology annotation, molecular function: protein binding. The record is from RefSeq and is a predicted model, not a curated record. Lineage: Eukaryota; Metazoa; Arthropoda; Insecta; Lepidoptera; Noctuidae. Gene Ontology annotation, biological process: positive regulation of stress-activated MAPK cascade. The transcript is spliced from 3 exons.